Auanema sp. JU1783 is the source of this 2151-nucleotide messenger RNA. The record is from the annotation of a GenBank genome assembly. NCBI's taxonomy places the organism in Eukaryota, Metazoa, Nematoda, Chromadorea, Rhabditida, Rhabditidae.
AUGAAAACUCUUCUGGGUGUACUGCUCAGUCUGAGCAUAGUCAUUCAGACUGAUGCUCAGUCUGCUGCUUGUCUAGCCAAUGAUUUAACUCCCGCAGAGCAGAAAACUUGUGACAACAUCAAUAUGUGGAAUGUUGAAUCUUCGAAAAUUGAUGCUAUACUUUCAUCUUCUCGGCUGCCGUCCUUUGGUGGUUUAACUUCCGGGCCAGUCUUGGCGUCCAAUGGACCUGCUCUUCCUUCUGAUAUGUAUGAUUGCUUGACCAUACAGUGUAUUUGCAACUUCAUUGAAGGAGCUUCGUACAAUAGCAAUGGAUGUCGCCUCCCUGAUGGUCAAAUUAUGGGAAAGGUUGUGAGAAAGGAGCUACGAAUGCUCACUGAGAGCGAAAGAUCAGCUUAUGCCACAGCCUUCCAAUCUGUUGCCGGAACGAAUGGAAUCUAUAGAACUCUCUCUGGCUGGCAUUCUAGCACUUCCACUUCUCCUGCAGCUCACUCAGGACCAGCUUUCUUACCUUGGCAUCGUGAAUUCAUUAAAAGAUUGGAAAUCGGCAUCAGGACUCUGAGAGUUAAUGGUGCUUUCCCAUAUGUGAACCUUGCUGUUCCUUAUUGGGAUUCCACUCUUGACGACGAUCUCCGUUUUGCCAUCAAUAAUUCGCCCACAAACUCUAUUAUGUUCUCAAACGUUUUGAUGGGAUCAGUACUCAAUGGUCUAGUCAGUGAUGGAUAUUUCGGAAGCUUUUCUGGCACCCAGGGAAGAGUGCGAAGAAGAUUAGAUCAAUACAACGGACAAACUACUGUGUUCCGUUCCCAAGAUGUUGGCGAUAUUGUUACCUACCAUCAAAUCGAAAACCUUCUAGCUGCAACAUCUGGAUCAAGUUUAUCGGGUUGUAAUUAUAACAGGUCAGCUCUCGAGUUCAGACAUGGUGAUGUUCAUGUUUGGGUUGGUGGACAUAUGGAAACGACUACAACUUCCACGAAUGAUCCUAUCUUCUUCAUGCAUCAUGCAUUCGUUGAUAAAAUUUGGGAGGAUUAUCGUCAACAGCGUCAGACGAGAAGUCAGAGAGAAUCUCAAUAUAAUACUCGUACUAAUUGUUAUAACAACAACCAUAGGAUCAAUGCCGUUAUGACACCAUUCCGUCUUUUUGUAGUAGAGGAUGGCCUAAGUAAUCGUUACACUGAUGAGUUAUACAGUUAUGACAGUAGGCCAACCUGCGGCAGUGAUAAUUCGAACUGCGGAGGAUCAGAAUUCCUGUUCUGUAACACAAAUCUUCGUCGUUGUACAUCUAAAAUAAAACCAGGAGGAGUUUGUCGCCGCAUAGGAACUGUCGAUCCCUGUUAUGCCAGUACUUGCAGUAGCACCAGCACAACCUCAUUUGGAACAUGUCGAGCUCCUGCUAGAGAUGCUCCACGCUCAGACAACAAAUACCCUAUAGUAGAACAUAAACUUGACGAGCGUUGCUAUAACAAUCAUCCAUGUUGUGCUCAAUGGGCUUCUCAAGGGGAAUGCCAGAAGAAGAAGUUCGCUGCCGUUAUGUCUGUGGCUUGUCCCGCUAGUUGUGGCAAUUGUAAGCCAACAGCUUACAAACUUCAAGAUACUUGUGAUAAUCGCCACAAACUUUGUAAAAUUUAUAAGAGUCAGGGAGCAUGCAGCAAAAAUGCCAAUUGGAUGAGUGAAAACUGCCGACGGGAAUGUGGGCUCUGUGCCUCCACGAGAGCUCAAUCUUGUGAUGGAGGAAAAUCAGGUUACAAGAAGAACAGUAAGCCAGCCAGUGAUACCCCUAGAACCCAUUUACCCCCACCCCCUCCACCACCUCAUCAUUCAUUGGUUUCUAAGCCGCAUAAGGGCAGCCAUGUUGGGAAGACUGGCAAAUGUUUCAAUGAGAAUAUGUGUUGUCGAGUGUGGGCUGAGAAAGGAGGUUGUCAAACAAAGAAAUCAUUAAUGACCAGAGUUUGUCAAGCAUCUUGUGUGUGCACUCCAUACAACGAUAAUAAUUCUUGUUCCGACUUCGCGACCCAAUGUCCAUUAUACGCUUCCAAAGGAUUAUGUUGGCUGGAAUUUAUGAAAGAGAAUUGCAGAAAGAGUUGUAGAUCUUGUCACACAAUGAAUGAGCUAAGAGGAAUAUGCAAAUCUCAGGAACUUUAUCGCAGAGGAUAA